CCCCCUUCCCCCUCCCCUCAGCGCCGCUCUGCUGGACGUCAUGAGCAUAGUAAUCGCGCUGGGAGUCACCACACCAGAAACGUCCUACUCCGACAUGGCUGCCGGAUCAGACCCUGAGUCAGUGGAAGCAAGCCCCGCCGUGAACGAGAAAAACUACUCCAACCACAGCUGUGGGAGCGCACAGAAUCACGGCUACCGGGGAUUACCCUACGCUGAUCACAACUAUGGUGCGCCCCCUCCUCCGACCCCGCCCGCCUCCCCCCUCUCCCAGACCAUCAUCCCCCGCGUGGAGCUCAACGGCAUCAUGCCCUCCCCCUACGACGACGACAACUCCGCCGACAGCGACAGCUCCUCGGACGAAGAGGGGGGCGUGGCCAGCUGGUGCCACUGCAGCCUGAGGCAGGAUGGCUUUCUCAUCAAGUGUGAGAACUGCAGGGGCUUGGACCGAAGGAAAGGGGUGGAUGCCCAGCGCAGAAAACCCGAGAACGUGUCUGUGGGAGAGAGCAGCGCCACGGAGAGCGGGGACGAGGAGGUGUCGCCGUCCACGGUGUCCUACACCGCCACGCAGCACACGCCCACCAGCAUCACCCUCACCGUCAACCGCAUCAAGCGGAACAAGCCCAAGAAGAGGAAGAAGAGCACCGAGAAGGCCCGCGGCGCCCCCAAGGGCAAGAAGAUCAAGGCUUUCAGAGAGGGUUCCAGGAAGUCCAUGAGGAUGAAGAACUCGACCACGGAGGCCAGCACCCUGGACGAGAACACGGCCGAGGGCUGGGAGACGCGCAUCCGGCAGUGGACGGACCAGUACGAGGAGGCCUUCGCCAACCAGUACAGCGCCGACGUGCAGACCCUGCUGCAGCUCCACCGCGCCGCCAGCAAGGCCGCCGAGGGCAAGGCGCCCACCGUCGCCGCCAUGGACACCAUCAACCGCACCGAGCUGGCCUGCAACAACACCGUCAUCGGCUCGCAGAUGCAGCUGCAGUUGGGACGGGUCACUCGGGUGCAGAAGCACAGGAAGAUCCUCCGUGCCGCCCGGGACCUGGAUCCAGACACUCUGAUCAUAGAGUACCGGGGAAAGGUCAUGCUCAAGCAGCAGUUCGAGGUCAACGGGCACUUCUUCAAAAAGCCCUACCCUUUCGUACUGUUCUACUCCAAGUUCGACGAGGUGGAGAUGUGUGUGGACGCGCGCACGUUCGGGAACGACGCCCGCUUCAUCCGGAGGUCCUGCACGCCCAACGCCGAGGUGCGUCACAUGAUCGCUGAGGGAAUGAUCCACCUGUGCAUCUAUGCCGUGACCCACAUCACCAAGGACUGCGAGGUCACCAUCGGGUUCGACUACGAGUUCAGCAGCUGCAAUUACAAAGUGGACUGCGCGUGUCACAAGAGCAACCAGAACUGCCCGGUGCAGAAGCACAACCUGAGCCCCCCGGAGCAGUUGCUCCGCCCCCCCACGCUGCCCGCCCAGACGGGGGCGGAGACGCGCCGCAGGAAGGCCCGGCGGAAAGAGCUGGAGGGGGGCGUGUCCGACGACAGCAACCAGCCGCCCGAGGACCCCGCCGACGCCAAGGAGCCGAGGGGCGGCGCCGCGGCGGGCAGCGACACGGAGGAGAGAGACUGUGACGGACUGAAGCUGGAAGACGGGGAAGAGGCGGAGCUGGAAGAGGGCGGAGCUCUACUGCAGAGUAGGCGGACUCGCGAGGACCAGAAGGCGGAGGCCAUCAUGCACGUGUUUGAGAACCUGGAGAAGAGGAGGAAGCGCUCCUCUCAGAGCCAGGGCCUGGGGCCCGAGGAGCCCAAACAGGAGGGCCCCGAGCUGGAGGAGGACAGGGCCUCGCCCACCGGGCCCCACGCCGCGCAGAGCGGGGGGGUGGGGGUCAGCACGCGCCGGGCCUCCUACGUCACCGAGGCCCCGCCCACAGAGCUGGAGAAGGCCCCGGCCACGCCCGCCGCCACCAAGCCCGCCCCCACCCGGUCCUCCAAGCCCCGCCCCAAGAGCCGCAUGUCCCGCUACCGGUCCAGCUCGUCGCAGCGCGCCCGGCGCCAGCGGCAGGCCCUGGCGCUGCAGGCGGCCGAGCAGGGCCAGGGCGUGGCCGAGGAGGGCACCGCGGGCGCCGCGGCAACCGAGCCGGGGGUGGGCGAGGGGGCACUCGGCGGGGGGCAGCCCCUCGACACGGACGGACUGGGAGGCGUGGCCUCGGGGGCCCUGGGUAACAAAGCCCAGCUUCGGUACCCCAAAACCAAGAAGUACCUGGUGACGGAGUGGCUGAACGACAAGGUGCUGGAGAAGCCGGAGUGCCCGGUGGACCGGCCGCUGCGCAUCACCACCGACCCCACGGUGCUGGCCACCACCCUCAACAUGCUGCCGGGCCUGUCCCACUCGCCGCUCAUCUGCACCGCCCCCAAACACUACGUCCGCUUCGGCUCGCCCUUCACCCCCGAGCGCCGCCGCCGCCCCGUCAGCGUGGACGGCUCCUACGGCUCCUUCAAGAAGCGGUGGAUCAAGCAAGCGCAGGACGAGAGCACGUCUUCAGCCAACACCGAGGACGGGACGGAAUCCAACUCUUCCCACCAGAGCAACAGCAGCAGCCACAGCGUCUCGAACCCCUUCAAAACGGAACUGACAGCGCCUUUCAAGAAGCGGAAAUCAAAGUACGCCUCGGAGCCACCCCCACUGCCCUCGGCUGAGCUGCUGAGGCCGCUGUCCCCCAUCACGCCCCCCCUGACCUCCGACCCCACGCACCCCCUCCUGGCCUCCUCCUGCGCCCUGCUCCUGGGCACCGAGGACGAGAGGCACAACGGCUACGUCCUUCCCUACUCCCCCCUGCGCUCGCUGUCCACCAGCCGCUGCAACACCCCGCUGCAGUUUGAGAACAUAUCCUCUCCUGAGUGCUCACCUGUGCACAGGCCUGAGUCUCCCUCACCUGAGCCCUGCUUGUGUCCAGACUACGACGGGCAGCGCCCAGCGUACCCGGACCUCCCGCUGCCCUCGGGCCUGGAGAGCCCCGCCCUGCCGGCCUCCGCGGCGCCCGAGGAGUUCACCGCGGUGACGCCGGAGCCCCCCGGGGUCGCCCCGCUCCCGCCGGCGGCCGUCACGGCGCCCCCCGAGGGCCAGGCCAGGGAGCAGGCCUUCCGCACCGAGUUCAACCUCAUCUACACCUGCUCGCCGCUCAACGCCAACCUGGGGGAGGGGCUGGCCGCCCGCGGCCCGACGGCCGACCGCCGCCUCUCCCAGUCGGAGGCCGGCGGCUUCUCCCCCGCCGAGGCCUUCUUCGGCGGCGUGGGCGGGCAGGGCCUCCUCUCGGACGCCGCGGCCGGCUCCCUGUCGCCGUACGCCGAGCCGCACUACAGCGGCGGCUACCCGGACCACGGCACGCCGCCGCACCCCAGCAACCCGCCGCAGAAAAAGAAGAGGGCCAACCUGCAUACCAUUAGUCUGCUGACAGGAAAGCCCGAUUACCAGGCUUUAUCUGUAAGAAGUGAAUACAAGCCAGUCCAAAAUAUGGUGUCCCUGCUGGAGUACCGCAAGCGGAAGCAGGGGGCGAAGGAGCCGGAGGCGGGGGGCUCCCUGGGCACCCCCACCCGGCCCAGCGUGUUCGGCGGCAGCGCGGACUCCCCCGGCGGGCCCCGCGCCCUCCUGCAGCCCCCCGCCUCCCCGCAGAGCUGCUUCUCCUCCCCGGCGCACCCCUCGGCGCCCCAGAUCGAGGAGGUCAGCCCGCCCGACCACACCCUGGCCUCCCAGAGCGGGGGACAGCCGGCCCGGGGGCAGGACAGCACCAGCACCAGCCACUGGAUGGUGCCCACGUCGGUGGAGAGGCUGAGGGAGAACCAGGGCGUGCUGGAGCGGGUGCUGAGGGGCAGCCUGAAGAUGGACCGCAUGCUGAAGCGGGAGGGCGGGGCCAGCGACGGCAGCAGGGACAAGGACUCCGCAGACUCUGCCGAUGGGGACGUGUGUGACGCACAGCCAGCAGCCCGCUCCAGGACCUCCCCAGUGAAGAGCCCCCAAAGAUACAGGCACAGCCCCUCUGUGUACCAGCACCAGUCGAUGCUGUUGGAGAGCCACCAGCAGGGGGAGCCACCCACGUUCCUCCAGCACAGCGCCUCGUCGCCCUUCCGCGGUUCCUACAGCCCCUCCGCCCCCUCCCCCGGCCAGGGCUUCUAUCCUCGUCUCUCAACGCUCCCCUCAAUCUCCCAGGAUCCCUUGCAGCAGCAGUCACCAAGCCCCGCCUCCUCCUACCCCAGCCACACCCCCACCGCCACGGUCACCGCCUCCUCGGCGGACUCGGGCCUGUGCGGAGCCUCCAGGCAGGUAGGGGGCGCUCAGCCGCAGCACCACCACCAGUCCGGGAGCAGCGGCAGCCUGGGUGCGGACGGGUCACACGUGUACGGCGGGAGCCACCUGAAGGCCAGCCUGCUGAACAGCGGCACGCCCGUUUCGACCGGCUCGCUCGCCCGCUCCCCCCUGCUGACGCAGAGCAACCCCAAAACGGACCCCAGCGCCGCCACGGGGGGCAACCCCGUUCCCCACGCCUCCCGGGUGUCCCAGCAGCAGCCCGGGGUUCGAACCUUAAGCCCCAGCAGCCCCGGGACCCGAAUGCUCCCCGCCCCCAGCGCCCAGCCCUACCCGCAACGAGGGGCCCCCAUCAGUCAGUUUCAGCACAGCCAGAUCCAGGGCUCGGGGGUACGGACACAGUCGGGAAGCUAUUAGGACCUCCGUUCCCUCACCGAACCCAGCGGAGCUCUUUCUGGGCUAAUGUACAGACUUAAGGAACAAGGACUUGGCUUUAAAACCAGGACCCUUUAUUAUUCUCUUUCUACUUUCUUUCUUGUACCGAAACAAAAAACAUAAUAAUAAUAAUUCAACUACAUUCUACGUGCGGCCCCAACUUCGGCCUUGACAUCAUCGAAGAAUUCUAAGAGAAAACAAAUAGACAAAUAAAUAAGAAGAGAAAAAAAAUCAUGUAGAGUUUUUAAAUUACCCUUCAGUUCUCAUAAGUGUGUACAGAACCAUGUUCAUGCAGGAGUCAUAAAUGAUAAACUUGCGUACCUGUACAAGUAUCAGUACCUGUUGUUUUGGUACUUAGUGAUUAUGAUUAAAAAAAACAAAAUGUAUAAAUGUAUGAUUUAUUAGGUUAUUGUAUGAUUUGGUUUUCAGCCAAGUCAGUCCCACAGUAACAGCCAACAUUUUAUUUGUAAAUUUGAAACGGUAAAGGAAAUAGCAUAUAUUUGUAUCAUCCCUUAAGAAGAUACGGGCAGAACAGGGCAAAGGAUGUCGAAGAUUGGCUUUCUGAGAAGAUCAUUCCAGGAGAUUUCCACUUUAAUUUCCUUUUUCUCACGUGUAUAUCAUAAGAAUCUGGAGUCAGGAUCUGUUUUUUUAAUUGAUCUUUUAUUUCACUUAUAAUUAUCCUAGGCUUGUUAUGUUGUACUUGACUCAUACGGAUCUUAUAAUCCAUGGUGCUGCAGUCUUUUUUUUAUUUAUUUUUAAAAAAAAUCCAUUUUCCCCACACAUAGUAAGUAAGAAAUCCUUCGUUCUCUGUAUUUGGAAAUGAGACUCAUUGGAAAUGGAUUCGGUGACUGUUGCAAACCUUCAGUGUGCUGGAAUGCAGGGAGAAGGAGCGAGGUCAAAAAUGAGCAAAAUAUAUAUAUAUUGCUCCGGAGUUUUAUUAUUGUUUGUUUGUUAUAUUGUUUUUUUAUUAUAAUUAUUAUUAUUAUUAUUGAAUCCUGUAGGAUUUUUUUGCUGAAAUUUUGGAGAAUUAUCGAGAAUUUCUCUUUCUCCCCUCAGACCAACCCUUGCAUUCCGCACACCGCCCACUCAACAGAGAGGAAAGGCGUGGGGGGAUGUUUGUUUUUUUUGUUUGUUUUUUUUUUUUUUUUGGUGGAAAAGCUGCUGUGUUUUUCUCAUAUUUGUGUUUUACACAAGUGCUGCUUCAAAAAAAAAAAAAAAAGUUUUUCAGUUUCCACAUAAUGCUGUAUCUCUGUUAGGUUUCUCACCAAUCGGGUAAAAAACACAGCGAAGUCACCCAAGUUGCGUGCCAUGACCGUUGCCGAGAGACAAAAAAAAAAAAAUUUUAAACUGUAAAGCGAAAUGGUCAACGGCAGAUGCUGAAAUGAUCGACCGUUAGGAGUCAACGGCAAAUGCUGAAAUGAUCGACCGUUAGGAGUCAACGGCAAAUGCUGAAAUGAUCGACCGUUAGGAGUCGGGCAGUCGAUUGACUCGUCUCCCACCCCGCCCCCCGCCCCCACCCCCCAAAGAAGCCACCCUGGACAGACAAAGGCCUUUUUCUAACUUGUUUGGAAUGGGAACAACUUGAGUACAGUAUCUGCCAGAGGAAUACAGUUGGUCUCGCCCACCAAUCAUGUGGGUUCUUGGAAGGCCAGGAAAUGGACAGAUGGUCAGCUGACUUAUCACAUGACCUCUCCCUCUGCCUCACAUAACAGAUGUAAGGGUACUCACUGGUUACAUGAAUGUUUCUCCAAAUGGGAGACAUCAAGAAAACUUGUGACCCAAAAUACCAGCACCUUAAUUAAAAAGCAAACAUUAUGUAUGAUCAUGUGUACUUGUAUAAAAUGUGUUAUAUACUGUACCAAGAAAAUAUAGUACACUAAAUUUGCAGCAUGAUUUUCUUUUCAGUCUGACUGUUGGUGGAGAGCUGAGGUUUGGAUCUGUGCAAAGUGAUCGCAAUUAUUUCCGUUGAUCGUUUGAUCUGUUUUAGGUGUACUGACAGUUUCAACUGGAUAACUGCAUUUUAAAUUUCAAAUGAGGUUAAUUCUUUUUACACCAUGGGCAUAGUUAUAACCAGCUAUUUGGACCUUCUGAACAAGAAAAAUCCAGAGAAAAGAUGUUAUACGUUUUGAUAAUAAAAUACUCAUGAUAAUGACAUGUU
Anguilla anguilla (European eel) is the source of this 6878-nucleotide messenger RNA. It is a transcript of the gene setd5, whose product is annotated as SET domain containing 5. Lineage: Eukaryota; Metazoa; Chordata; Actinopteri; Anguilliformes; Anguillidae. Bases 41 to 4702 code for a protein of 1553 amino acids. The record is from RefSeq and is a predicted model, not a curated record. Gene Ontology annotation, molecular function: protein binding. The transcript is spliced from 24 exons.